AUGUCAACAAUUAUAAGACCCAAAAAAUUAAUGGAAAGUUCCCGAAUGCAUUAUGAGUUUUGCGGAGAGUUAGGCAUUAAGCGGAUAUAUCAAAAAAGAGACGGAAACACUGAGGAAACUUUGUCUAUCCCAUCCGACAUAAAAAUAAUACAAGUUCCCGCCAGCACGCCAGCGGAAAGAGAUGCGUUUGUUAAUAAAGUAUUUGGAGGGGGCGUAUCUCAACAGGUAGGGAAUAUGUUAGAGUUGCCGUUCAUGUUUUCCAAAGCCGUCUUAAAAGAGAUAGUGAAUGUUAUACCCAACCUUGUCGGAAAAAUAAGCACAUCAAUUUUAAAAAUUGCCACCUUGGGGGCGGUAGAUGUUGACACCCCAACGAUUAAACUAACCAACACCGAGGAGGACACCACGAAAUUAAUUAAAGUUUUAAACGACAUCAUGGGGGCGAAAGUUUACUUAACGAUUGGAGCGAGAGAACACACCGACGGAAAUGCGUUUUAUAGAUUAAAUGCCAGCGGAAUAAAUGUGAAUAGUUUAAAGGAUGCCAACGAAACCAAGGAGGCAACCAACCCGACCCAAGACCAACAAGGUGAUAGAAUGUUUAAAACGACCUUAUUUGACAGUUUAAAUAAAGGCAUUGAACCCGCCAUGUUUUCGGGAAAUACUAUUGACUUUCAUUACUCAUUCGCCGAGUUUUUUUGCCGAUUGACCGAACCAUUAUUUUUCUAUCACACAUUUGAGGCGGAGGAGACUUAUAUUGAAAAAGAAAUAACAAUCAAAGAACGAGGCGACACCGCGGAAAUUGAUGGGAUUGAUGUGGCGACCGCGGGGAGACUUCAAAUAUGUAGUAUUUUUGGGAUUAGUAGUAUUAAUAGCGGACAUAGUGGAAUAAUGAAUAAAACAGAAAAACGCGACUACUUUAAGGAAUUAUGCGAAAGUGAUUUAACUGCAUUAUCAACCAAUCCAUCCAGUUAUAAUAGAGGCGAUACAUGGUGA
Molecule: messenger RNA, 990 nt
Organism: Ambispora gerdemannii
Lineage: Eukaryota; Fungi; Glomeromycota; Glomeromycetes; Archaeosporales; Ambisporaceae
Source: the annotation of a GenBank genome assembly